AAGAAGCCCCUCCUCCUCCCCCACCAUUCCCAUAAGUCUCUUGCCUGCUACGCAUCACAGCAAGGCUUUGCUACGGCCGGCGUAGAUGCCGAUAAUUUGUCAACUAUAGUGUAUUAAUUUAGUGGAAACCUCAAUUUCAAGAUGGUGAAGGGAGAGUAUGACAGUGAGACUGGAGAUGGUUACUACCAACAAUCGAUGCAGGGGGGCAGGAACAGAAAUCCGGACCAGGAGCCUGAGCAGCUUCGUAAGUUGUUCAUUGGUGGUCUGGAUUACCGUACUACAGAUGACAGCUUAAAAGCUUAUUUUGAGCAGUUUGGAGAAAUUGUUGAUGUAGUGGUUAUGAAGGACCCAAAGACGAAGCGAUCCCGAGGUUUUGGAUUUGUUGCAUUCUCUCAGCCCUACAUGGUUGAUGAAGCACAGAAAAACAGACCACAUAAAAUUGAUGGUCGUCCUGUUGACACAAAACGUGCUGUACCCAGAGAUGAAAUCGGCAAAUUAGAGUCUGGGGUAACGGUCAAAAAGUUAUUUGUUGGUGGUAUUAAGGAUGAUGUUGAAGAGGAGGAUUUGAGAGAGUUAUUCUCAGAGUAUGGAAAUGUAGUGUCUGUCAGCAUACCCACCGAAAAGGAGUCCCAGAAGAAGAGAGGAUUUGCAUUUGUCGAAUUUGAAGACUAUGAUUCCGUAGAUAAGGCAUGCGUCCAGUGUACACACAAAAGUAUUCAGUUAAAAGGAAAGAAAGUGGAAGUAAAAAAGGCGCUAUCAAAGAAUGAAAUGCAAAUUCAACAACAGCGAAGAAUGGGCGGAGGAAUGGGAGGUGGUAUGGGUGGAGGCGGAAUGGGAGGCGGCAUGGGCAGAGGUGGUGGUGGUGGCGGCGGUGGGAAUGGCCCUUGGGCUGGUGGGAGAAAUGAUAAUUGGGGUAAUAACCAGGGUCCAGGAUGGGGUGGAGUUGACAUGUCAUCCGCCGUAGCGGACGGUCCCCUUAAGAACAAAGAUAACAGCACUUUCGAAGGGAAUAAAUUUACAGAUAACCGCAGUGGUUGGGGUAAUCAAGGAAACUAUGGCGGACCCAAUCAGUCUGGACCUGGUGGGUACAACCAAGGAGGCUAUGGAGGAAAUCAGGGACCAUGGCAAGGUGGUCCACCCAACAAUCAGAACUGGAACAACCAGAACAAUCAAGGGGGAUGGGGUCCACAGCCAGGAAACUAUGGUGGUGGUCCUAACAACUGGGGCCAGGGAGGUCCUAAUGAUUUCGGCAACAACUAUGGUCAGAGCUAUGGUGGUGGUCCAAUGAGAAAUCAGGGAUAUCAGAACAACAGACCGGCUCCAUACAGUGCUGGUGGCGGUGGCGGUGCAGGAGGUGGAGGCUACAACGCUGGUGGUCCUGGAAACUACGGAAACCCCCCCAACAUGAAUGCGGGUGGGCCUAGACGAUUUUAAACAGUACUCUAGUACAUAGCAAGGUUAGCCAUGCAGUCAGGCAGACAGACAGGCAGGGCUUCAGUCAGGGCCCAGUCAGGCAUGAUUACUAGAACUGAGGCAGGCGAGCUGAAAGAAAGAGAAAUACAGAGAUAGGGCUAUAUGAGGCAGCACAGCUCCUCGACACCCCAAGCUGUAGAGGGAGCCUGUGCACGGAACAUUCCAUUCGGCGCAUGGACUAGCCACUUGCCUCCUUACUAGGAGAUAAACAUAACAGUAUAUCUAAUAUAUAUAUUCUGGAUGAACUCUGAAGAAGAAAAUCUCUAUUAUUCAGUACUUGCAUUUUUGUAUUUAGGAUGUGUAGAAGUGACUAUUAUCACAUACAGUACUCUUAUAUUCAUUUAAGAAGAACCAAAGCGUAGUCAGUUAAUCGUUGUGUGCAGCAAUUGUAUUUUCAUUUUACAAAUAAAUUACUACUAAGAAAA
This is a messenger RNA of Macrobrachium nipponense, 1898 nucleotides long. Its product is annotated as heterogeneous nuclear ribonucleoprotein A1, A2/B1 homolog. Gene Ontology annotation, biological process: mRNA splicing, via spliceosome. The transcript is spliced from 10 exons. Gene Ontology annotation, molecular function: mRNA 3'-UTR binding. Gene Ontology annotation, cellular component: catalytic step 2 spliceosome. Bases 142 to 1434 code for a protein of 430 amino acids. The record is from RefSeq and is a predicted model, not a curated record. Lineage: Eukaryota; Metazoa; Arthropoda; Malacostraca; Decapoda; Palaemonidae.